UGACUAUGUCACUUAGCUACAGCUAUUGCUAGUUUCUUUAGCUGAAGCACCAUUCACCUUCCAGGUUGCUUUCGAAGUAAAUCACUUAAUGAAUAGCUGGAAUUAAAGUACUUGUUUUUUGGUAAAUAUUUUCUAAAAGAUAUUCAUUUCUUCACUAGACUGAUAUUCGUUUAGGCAGUCGCCUAUUUCAGUUCUUUUUUCACUGCAUAAAACAGUACAUCCAUCGUUCUUUCUUUUUGGCUUGCUUAAAAUAAAAAUAGGAAAAUUUCCCUAAAAAAUUUUGAAUUGUCUUUAUAAUUGCUGAAUGCAGAAUCUGGGUUUAUAAAUUUUUUUUUUACGAAAACACCUAGAGUGAAGCCAUUGUUUUGACAUAUACGUUCUUUUUAGAUCCUUUGAUCCUUCUUUUGUUUUUUCUUGGGGUUCAAUAUUUAUUACUAUCCACAUUCAACCUAACGUGUUUGCGUAAUAUUUGAAUGGGUUUAUACCUCUAAUUCCUUUUGAUUCUUAUUCCAUCUUUUCUUUUUCAUUUUUUUUAAUCAGUUCUCGUUUAUUGACGAGUAAUAUUUUGUUUUUGACUAAAGUUAUACUCUAGAAAUGUUUCCUUUGGGCAGCGUUGCAGAAACGAUUACUGGAGAACGAGGAUUCGUUCGUUAUGUCGGUGAAGUAGAAGGCCGUAAAGGUAACUUUGUAGGAUUGGAGUUAUUUCCUGAAUACGCGGAAUCGGGCAAAAAUAGAGGAAUCGUUGACGGAAAAGAGUAUUUCAAGACAAGAAACGGAGAUAGAACAGGUAUAUUCUUACCUAUCGAUAAAUGCAAAAUAGCUUCUUCUAUUGCUGCAUCGCCAUCGUCAUCUCCUAAAGUUAAUGAAAAUUACAUAGCAUCUCCAGCUCCUACCUCCCUUCCAAUGUCUCCCAAUCCACAAUCUGCUAUCCCAAGAUUAACCGCUUUUCCCCCUAAUAAUAACAUAAACAUAAACAGUAUCUCAUCAACCGCCCUUACCCCUACAGAGAAAAUUCUUCAAAAGCGUAUUGAAGACCUGCUUUUUGAGCGUCAAAACCAUCAACAACAAUUAGAAGAAGUUCUUUCGAGUGUUGAUCAGCUUCAAGCACUAGUCACGAAUUUUACUGAUCAGCAAGAUGAGUUAGACGAGCUGCGCGAGCGGAUUACCAUGAAAGAGGAGCGUAUUCAGCAAAUGAGAGAAGAGGCUUCUCAGAGACGUCAUGACUUCAAAUCAACAAUCGAAUAUCUAGAAGACUCUACAACCCGACUCGUAGAAUCUUACGAGCAUCGAAUAUCGGAACUGGAGUUCCAGUUAGACGCUCAUUCAACGGAUAAGCAGGGAGAUGCAUUUUUCAACGUGUGUCAAGAACGGGAUGAAGCGUUAAGCCAUAUCGAAGUCUUAGAAGAACGUCUUGGGAAGGUGCUAAGGUCACGAACGCCUGUGGAGAACGGGUCCAUUAAUGGUAAACAUCGCAGCAUGGUAGAAAAUGGUUCUCCAACUUUGACCAACGUUUCAUAUGAAAGCCAUUCUAGGGGCAAAGCAUCUCGAGAGUUACCAGAAAACCAUCCACAGCGGCGUCAGACACUAGAGUUUUAUGAAAUUGAGAUUGAAGUAUUACGGAACAAGGUAGAGUCCUUGCAAGCCGAUUGCGAUGAAAAAAGUUACUACAUUAGUGAGCUAGAGGCUCGUUUGAGUGAAAGCGGUUUUACACCAUCUGACAUGAAGCCUACUCACGACUCCACAGCUGAGCGAGAAAAGCUGCUCAAUCGAAUCUCGGAGCUCGAAUCUACGAUCGAGAAAAUGUCGCUUCAUGAGGAUUUUGAAACUGAAAACCCAUCUUCCCUAAAUAAGAUUCCCGAAGAUUCCGAUCAUAACACAGUUUGGUGUGAAGUCUGUGAAAAUUCGAGUCACACGCUCGCUGAAUGCCCUACAGUUUUUGGUACAAAGGAUGAAGAUUUAUCUUCACCAGUUUAACGUAUGUAUAUUUAGUUCUUUUAUUAUAUAUAUCCUUUUUUAUUUUUCUGAAUUGAAGAAUAUUUCAUUGAUUAUGUGAAAUCCAAUACUUUUGCUUUACGAUUUUACAGAUUAGCUAUCAUUAAAUC
Molecule: messenger RNA, 2102 nt
Organism: Schizosaccharomyces octosporus yFS286
Lineage: Eukaryota; Fungi; Ascomycota; Schizosaccharomycetes; Schizosaccharomycetales; Schizosaccharomycetaceae
Product: CLIP170 family protein Tip1
Exons: 1
Coding region: 595-1974 (459 amino acids)
Source: RefSeq, a predicted model, not a curated record